Molecule: messenger RNA, 2366 nt
Organism: Hylaeus anthracinus
Lineage: Eukaryota; Metazoa; Arthropoda; Insecta; Hymenoptera; Colletidae
Gene: Tango10
Product: BTB/POZ domain-containing protein 17
Exons: 4
Coding region: 609-2132 (507 amino acids)
Molecular function (GO): protein binding
Source: RefSeq, a predicted model, not a curated record
GUUAUAUAAAUAUCUUAUUCGUUUCUAUUUCUAUUUAAGCUAUAUAAAUUAGGGAAUGUCUUACUUUCUCCGGGUUCUUUUCUUUCAAAUAAUGUAAAGCAAUUCAAAAAACCCGCUACUGUACAAGUAUACAAACGUGCGUGCGUAUGGGCUCCGCCAUUUAGUAGGUGAAAGUAUUCCAGGCGGCGCUACAAACUUUGUACAGGAGCUUCGCCUUCGCCCCCCUGCGCAGUACUGCUUGAGAUUUGAGAUGACUUGAGAUUGUUCCAGUCCUCGCGAACACUUACGAAUUACGACUGCUUACGACCCUUGGCGGUUUUGUUUCGUAAAAAGUUGAAAUUGUCCAGGCAAGGAUAAAAAAUAAACAUAACUGCGUGGUUCGAUAAAACAAUUUACAUUUUCGCAAAGACAAGUUUUCAAAAACUACUUCUUCCUUUGUAGUUGGACGUGCUUCAGCGUAAUCGUUAUUUUGCUUCGAGAAGUACUGUAAUAAAAUAUACAACAUUUGAUGGCAAAUAUAACGAAAGAGAUGCAUCUUGUGCAAAUAUUAUAUAAAACAGCAUGAGAAAAUAAAUAACGACUAAAGUAUGCAAAGCUAACAUGACCAAAUGUUACAAAGUACUUUUAGGUGGAUGACAGGUUCUUUGGGAAUGGAUACAAAUAAAAAAACGGAGGAAUUAAGUAAUAUUCCAAGUAAUGUGAAGGAAUUUGAAAAUUCUGAUUCGAUAGAGGUUGAUAAUUCGCAUACUGUUCUAUUGAAAAUAGCAACACUGUAUGCAGAACGUCUUAUGAAUGAUAUUUGUCUGGUUGUCGAUGGUAUAGAAUAUCCAGCUCAUCGCCUUAUACUUUGUGCCUCUAGCGAUGUUUUUCAAGUGAUGCUAAUGAGCCCUCAAUGGAGCGAAUCUCAAGAAAGCAGAGUAACUCUCCAAGAAACACCGCAAUGCGCACCUAUAUUUAGCGAAUUUUUGCGGUACUUUUACACUGGCCAAAUAAGAAUUAAUUAUGGAGUUGUUUUACCGAUAUUAUCUUUAGCGGACAAGUAUAAUGUAAAAGAUUUAAUAUCGCUGUGCCUUGACUAUAUGCAAAAUCAUAUCGCGAUAGCUGCCAUACACGGCACUCUUGUAUCGUGGUUACAGUAUACUUCAAAUUGUGGCCAUCACAAUAUUACUCAGGCAUGCCAGAAUUUCAUUAAAUGGAAUUUGGAAUUGGUGGCUAAGACAGCAGAUUUUGGAAACUUUGAUAUAGAUAUUUUAGUAUCGUUACUACAUCAAAGUAAUUUAGUGAUAAAAGACGAGAUGACGUUAUACAAGUGCCUAGAAUCUUGGUUGGAUCACCAGGCAAAUCGUUUGAAACCACAAUUGUCGUAUGACGAAUUAGAAGCUACAUUGAAACAGUUAGUGAUAGCCGUGAUGUCUCCGGUUAGAUUUCCAAUGAUGUCUCCUCGACAAUUAGCAGAUCUUUUAUUAUCUUCUUUAACAAAAAAGUAUAAGGAAUUUUUUGUAGAACGUAUGUCGAUCGGUAUGUCAUUUCAUUCGGGUCAGUUGGAUAGAGUUAGAGAGGUGAGUUUAAACGAAGAAGACGGUGCAUUACUGUUUGAACCAAGAUUGUACACCGUAGAUACUUGUAGUUCGUUACUUACGAUAGAAAAUUUUCAUAGUUUACCAUUUUAUCAUACUAGAACCCUUGUAUUUUCGAGUCAUUCGUGCUUGGCAGAAUAUGCCGGCGAUCGCGCGUGCGAAUGGGUUGUAGAUAUAUAUCCGAAGGGAGUCUGGUUUAAGAAAUUUUUCUUAAUAGUUUGGCAAGGAACCGUAGAGAUGCCCGAACAUGUAAAACGAUCGGUUAGAUUAUCGCUUACAUGUAAGGAGCCUCCGGUGAAUGGCGAUACUGAUAUGCGUGUAAAAAUAGGUGUUUUAAUUUAUGGAUUACAAGAUGGUGUUGAACAUAUUGCAAGAGUAACAGAAAUUAUUCACAGAUUUAGUAAAGCCGAACGAGUCCUUAAUUUGGAUGACCUUUUACCAUUCGAAGAACUGAAUCCUCAACAAAGUUCUGUACCAGAAAAUACAUCUCCUUUUUUAGUAGGCCCAAACAAAGAUAUGCUUAAAUUACACAUUGUUAUAUCCCCAGCCAAUUAGGAUAUAGUAAUUAGUUGUUCGGUUUUAUUCUACGAUCUUUCAUUGCACAUUCUCAAUACAUUCGAUUUGUAUAAAAACUACAAAUUAUACCUCAUUAUGUACAUUUCUUAAAAGUUCAACUUUUCAAAUCGUUCUCUAUCUCUACUUCAUUCAAAUCUCACCAACAUUAAACUAAGACAAAAUUUUGUAUAUGAAAAAUAUGAGAUAAUAAAGAUAAUCAGAUAAUACAACGUA